AUGACACCUCCCUCGGACCCUCCCGAGCGGCACUGCCUCGUAACCGUCGGCGCCACCGUCGGAUUCCGCGCCCUCACCCAGCAAGUCCUCGACCCGGCCUUCUGGGCCUUUCUCCGAUCCCGCGCCUUCACCACGCUGCACGUCCAGUGCGGGCCCGACGUCUCUUGGGCCAGCGCCAGGCUCUCGGAGCUGCUGCGGGAGGAUGAGGGCCGGGAUGACUUCUCCGUCGAUGUCUUUGACGUCAAGGCCAAUUUGAUGAGCGAUGAGAUGAUGCGCUGCAAGGGCCAGGACCGGUUCCGCAUCCAGGGACUCGUCAUCUCUCACGCAGGUACCGGAACCAUCCUGGACGCGUGGAAGCUCGGUGUCCCCCUCGUCGUUGUGCCCAACACGGAGCUGCUCGACGACCACCAGACACAGAUGGCCCGCCUUCUGGCCACCGAGGGCUAUGCGACAAUGGCCGAAGCUAGCCGUGAGAGUCUUCAGGAAGCAGUGCUCAAGGCCGAGCUCCUCGCUGAAAACAAAGAGGCCAGCUGGCGGGCAAACGCAACCGACCCUCGGCAGGGAGAAGCUCUGCGCCUAUGGGACAUACGGCCAGACGAAGUCACGAGAGAGCAGAAGGCGCAGAUGUCACACGACUGA
Molecule: messenger RNA, 639 nt
Organism: Hirsutella rhossiliensis
Lineage: Eukaryota; Fungi; Ascomycota; Sordariomycetes; Hypocreales; Ophiocordycipitaceae
Product: UDP-N-acetylglucosamine transferase subunit alg13
Exons: 3
Coding region: 1-639 (212 amino acids)
Biological process (GO): dolichol-linked oligosaccharide biosynthetic process
Cellular component (GO): UDP-N-acetylglucosamine transferase complex; extrinsic component of endoplasmic reticulum membrane
Molecular function (GO): hexosyltransferase activity
Source: RefSeq, a predicted model, not a curated record